Molecule: messenger RNA, 1885 nt
Organism: Trichechus manatus latirostris (Florida manatee)
Lineage: Eukaryota; Metazoa; Chordata; Mammalia; Sirenia; Trichechidae
Gene: SUPT4H1
Product: SPT4 homolog, DSIF elongation factor subunit
Exons: 5
Coding region: 86-412 (108 amino acids)
Biological process (GO): regulation of transcription elongation by RNA polymerase II; transcription elongation-coupled chromatin remodeling
Cellular component (GO): DSIF complex; nucleus
Molecular function (GO): zinc ion binding; RNA polymerase II complex binding
Source: RefSeq, a predicted model, not a curated record
GCAUUCUGGGUAAUUCGCUGUUUACUUCCUGCGAGUGAGGAGGCUUUGGGAGAAGCUUUAGCUGCAGUUCUUCUUAUCCGAGAAGAUGGCCCUGGAGACGGUGCCGAAGGACCUGCGGCAUCUGCGGGCUUGUUUGCUGUGUUCGCUGGUCAAGACUAUAGAUCAGUUUGAAUAUGACGGCUGUGACAAUUGUGAUGCGUACCUACAAAUGAAGGGUAACCGAGAGAUGGUAUAUGAUUGCACCAGCUCUUCCUUUGAUGGAAUCAUCGCAAUGAUGAGUCCAGAGGACAGCUGGGUCUCCAAGUGGCAGCGAGUCAGUAACUUUAAGCCAGGUGUCUAUGCUGUGUCAGUCACUGGUCGCCUGCCUCAAGAGCUGUUUCUUCUGCUGCCACAGGAAUCGUGCGGGAGCUGAAGAGUCGAGGAGUGGCCUACAAAUCCAGAGACACAGCUAUAAAGACCUAGCAAGAUGCAGGAUUGCCAGCAUCUUUGCAUCCCGUCUCCUGCCUCUGCCUGUUUUUCUCGUGGAACUAAACAAGCAGAACUUCAAAUCCUCCCAACCCUCCAACUCUGAGACUCAGCAGACUGUUAAAAGAGCAGCACAGCGGAUCCUUGGACCGUUUUACCUUCUUUGGACUACUGGCAGAGGGGUAGGGGUUUGUGUUGAUGGAUUAACAGAGACUGAAUUGAGGAGGGAGUAGGAUGCUGGUUUUCCUACCCACAGCCCAGGCCUGCUCUUUUGCCCGUGGGCAGGACUCUGUGGAUCGGAUGUCAAUAAACAUGAGCCCCUCGGAACGUUCUUAAGCUGUGACACUUGCCUUGCUUCCCGCUCCCUUUCUCUUGCCUGGGCACAGAAGUCUCACUGCUUGCCCUGUAAGUACCCUCCCAGAGCAGCAGAGGUCUGCUCCCUGUUGCCAGUCUCUGAGCCCCAGGGUUGUAGCCUCUAUUGUGCUUCCUUGGGUCUCAUUGGAAGGUAGCUGUCCUGAGCUAGUAACCUCAUCAGCCUGGUAGGCCUGGUGUCUAGCAGUUGUAACCUUUCUACCUUCUAGACCUGGCUGAGCAGGUGUCCCUUGAAGAAAUCCUGAGGCUUUUUAGUGCCCUUUGUCCCUUGACCAUGUCUAUUCUUUUUCUCCUCAGCUUUCUUUUUACUUCUCUUCCUAUACCUUAGCCAGCAGUAGCACCCAUGGCCCUCCCCAGUUACCCCCAUUUCCUAGUUCCCUAAUUGGAGACCCUCAACCCUUAGUUGGAUGCUGGGUCUUGGUCAGGUUUGUUCGUGUAGCAGCCUUAGGGAAUGUCACAUUAUUGGCCAAGGUGAGUUACUUGUUCUGAAAUAAAAAAUUUGCUGUAAUUUUUCAUUUAAAUUUCUACAAAAUUCUCAGUAUGCCCAUUUUGAUUUCUCUAAGUUUCUUGUUUUUCAUCUGUAAAAUGAGGAUGAUUACACCCUGCCCAGUUACCUCAGGGUUGUAAUUAUACAAAUUAAGCAAUGUGAAAAUUCUUAAGUCACAAAAAGUAAAAUUCAUUUUUCUCUCCUUUUAUAUAUAUAUAUAGUCAACCAAAAUAGUAGGGGGGAAAUAUGCCCGGAACCACAACAGCAUGAGUUCUGACUCAUUCGCAGAGGUCCCUGCACUAGGGCUUUUUUUCCACCUGGUGUUGCUAGUGAGUCGGUUUCUCUUGUUACCUGUGGCCCAGAGUGUGUGGGGAAGAGAGAGAAGCUGACUCUAGUGCCCCCUCACCUGCUUUCAUGGGAAGGAAGCUGGGACUGGCCCAGGCUGCUAAUACUGUUGCUCACGGGUCCUUCUCCAACCAGCACCAUUUUCUCUGGUGCCUUUAAGCUCCGUUAACCCCAGUUUCAAACUGAUUUUCUCAGCUCAGCAAACUCUGAAAGAGC